UUUGUCCCCCUUCUCCUCUUACCUUCCUUGUGCCAAGGCCAAACCCCUUCUCUUCCAGGUUCGAUCUCUCUUUCGCGGUUUGUUGAUUGAGAAUACGCCAGAAUUUUUUUCAGGAACCUCUGGUGGAUCUAGCUGAUAUCAUCUUUGGUUACUGGUGAUUUUUUUUAUUUCUCUCCUCCACUCUGUCUCAUUUGUUUAUUGGCGAGUUCUGCAACCGCUAGCUGCUACUUGUAACUGGAGAUGAUUGUUGAAUAGACAGGGAAGCAAAAAUGGUCUUCUAAUUAGUGCAAUUGUGGAAAAGCAAGUUGAGAAGGUGUGGCAUAGGGUUGCCCUAAAGAUAAUAUCAUGUUUGCCACUGUCAUUCGGUAUUUUGCGAAGAAACCAAAGCCGAAGAUGAAACCAAUAGAGUUGAAGACUCCACCAGAGCAAACACAGACCAUCACCCGGGUGAUAUUUGACAUCUUGAAGGAGCAUGGUCCUCUCACCAUUGCUGAUACUUGGGAACAUGUUAAGGAUGUUGGUUUGAGAGGAUUGACAAGCAAAAGGCACAUGAAAAUAGUGUUGAGAUGGAUGAGGGAAAGGCAGAAGCUUCGGCUAAUUUGCAAUCAUGUGGGGCCCCAUAAACAGUUCCUCUACACCACUUGGUUCACAAAGCCCAAUGUCAAGCCCUUAAAUCCAAGACAUAGUUCUUACAGACCGUAGCUGCUUGGGACCUUAAAUUGCUACUGGUUUGUCUUGGUUUCUUCACAGUUAUUGCCACUUGGGAUACUCAAUUAUGAGAUCUGAGAUGCUGUUGAGCUUGGCAGUUGCAUGAGAACUCAUUGAUGUUGGAUGUGUAAAUGUGUUAUUCACUGAAGAGUUUUUCCAUCUAAUUUUAUUGCUGCAUGAUGCGCGUGAUCUUAUGAAAGUGGUCUCAAACUCACGACCAAUGGCACAUAAAGGUAUCGCUUCUGUGAUUUUCCAUGUAGAUGAUAGUGAAUCAGUGAUACAGUGUGUUGAAAAUGUAAACAAAUUCCUUUUGUUGGUUGAACAAUCAAUACUCUGAGAAUUCAUAUAGAUGUGUUUUUUUUUUCA
This is a messenger RNA of Macadamia integrifolia, 1074 nucleotides long. RefSeq lists its product as uncharacterized. The record is from RefSeq and is a predicted model, not a curated record. The transcript is spliced from 3 exons. NCBI's taxonomy places the organism in Eukaryota, Viridiplantae, Streptophyta, Magnoliopsida, Proteales, Proteaceae. The coding region runs from base 346 to 702 and encodes 118 amino acids.